UUUCAGUAUUCAAUAUGGUCGCAAAGAAAACGGUCGUAAAAAUGAAAAAAAUUAAGUCUUUCAGCGUUUUGUGCGCUAAAGGAGUACUAAUUAUUUUAAACGUGUGCUGCAUUUUUAUAGCUAUAUGUACAUUCGUUUUCGCGGUGGCAGACUCCCGAGUGCUAAAGCAGUAUGGUGAGGAAACUGCAGCUGAUACCUAUAUCGGAGACAUCGUGGUGAUUUUCAUCUGUUGGCUUGGUCUAUCAGUUGCCAUCUUUGGCCUUGUUGGGACGAUGAGGAACAACGUUAAGAUACUAUAUUUAUACAUCGGAUUAUUAAUGAUAUUGAUGGUAAUUGGGCUUCUUGUUGUGAUUUUCGUGGGUGUGCAACGGUACAGUCUUGAAUUUAGGGUCAUAGAGUGGCUUCAAGAAGAUUUCUUCAAGAAAAAUAUUGAUGAAACGCACUGGAAACUAUGGGACCAGCUGCAAACUGCUUACAAAUGUUGUGGCUUAAAUGGACCAGAGGAUUAUCAUGCUAUGGGCCAACAUGUGGCCAUCUCCUGUUGCCCAAAAGCGUAUAAAACUAAAACGGAGUACGCUCAGAUGAUGCUGUACAAUGCUUGCUUAGAAGCUUCUAGCUAUUUCCCUGAAGGAUGUGAAGACGAGAUUCUUGCUGUACUUCGUUCUAACGCUGAAUGGCUUCAGGGUGUUGCUAUGACUUGCUUCUGGUUUGAGGCAAUUGGGAUGCUGUUAGCGAUGUGGGUGGCAAAUAAUGUCAAAAAUAGAGUACACGUUUAUAAACAAAAUGUCAUGUAUUAAAUGAUUAAAACUGU
Messenger RNA from Pieris napi, 811 nucleotides. Its product is annotated as 23 kDa integral membrane protein-like. The transcript has 6 exons. NCBI's taxonomy places the organism in Eukaryota, Metazoa, Arthropoda, Insecta, Lepidoptera, Pieridae. Gene Ontology annotation, cellular component: membrane. Bases 15 to 797 code for a protein of 260 amino acids. The record is from RefSeq and is a predicted model, not a curated record.